AUGUGGGGGGACAAAUUGUCCGACCCACGGGAGUACGGGCGCAAGACGGCGGAGGCUGUCCGCCCCUGCCUGCCAGAGUUGGCGGGCAGGAGGAGAUGCGAACUGUCCUACCAUCUGGUGCAGGUACUGACGAGCCAUGGUUGCUUCGGCAAGUACCUGCACCGGAUUGGGAAGGAGCUCACCACCAGAUGCCACCACUGUCCCGUGCUAAUGGACACGGCGCUCCAUACGUUGGCCGCUUGUCCGGCUUGGAGUGAGGAGCGCUGUGUCCUGGCCGGGGCCAUGGGACGUCAGGGUGGGGACAUCUCGCUCCCGCGCUUGGUUCAAUCCAUGUGCGGGAGCGAGGAGGGUUGGGAAACGGCGGCUUCCUUCUGUAAGGACGUUAUGUCUAAGGAGGCCGCCGAGAGGGAGCACCGACCACAUUCCCCCGUCGCAGAAGGCGACGGAGUGGUCGGCGUCCUAGGAAGGGGGGCUUAG
Messenger RNA from Harpegnathos saltator (Jerdon's jumping ant), 477 nucleotides. RefSeq lists its product as uncharacterized. The transcript has a single exon. The record is from RefSeq and is a predicted model, not a curated record. NCBI's taxonomy places the organism in Eukaryota, Metazoa, Arthropoda, Insecta, Hymenoptera, Formicidae. Bases 1 to 477 code for a protein of 158 amino acids.